UUAUGAACUUCUAAUGCUUGUGUAGGUGUAAUUUCAUAAAAGGAAAUCCAAUCAAAUUCCAUUUAGAGAAACUCCGACGCAAUGUCCGGUUCCGAUCCCGGCAAGCUCAUCUCCAAAGCCGACAAUUUAACAACGCUAAGCCUUACAAGGUGGAGUGCUGAUUGGGAAAGUGCUACCCGUUUGUAUGAACAAGCUGCCAAUGGAUUUCGAGUUUCCAAAGAUUAUGAGAAGGCUAAGUUGGCAUUCGAGAAAGCUUCCAAAGGACGAGAGAUGCUAUCCUCUCCCUGGGAUGCAGCUAAAAGCAUGGAGUCUGCUGCUGCACUAGCAAAGGAACUACGCAACUGGACUGAAGUUAUUGACUUUUAUAGAAAGGCAUCCGAGUUAUACAUGCAGUGUGACAGACCACAAUUUGCAUCGGAUUCACUCGCCAAAGCUGCCCGUGCUGUGGAAGAUGCUUUGCCUAGUGAUGCCAUUAAACUGUAUAGUGAUGCCUGUGUUCUUCUUGAAGAUGAUCGAAAGGAACAGAUGGCCCUUGAUCUAUAUCAUGCUGUCACUAAUAUUUAUGUAAAACUUGAGAAGUACACAGAUGCUGUAGCUUUCCUUUUGAAAUUGGGCUUAGCAGCUGAUAAGUGCAAUGCUACAAAUAGUCAAUGCAAGGCGUAUCUUAGUGCAGUGAUCGUGUAUCUUUAUGCUCAUGACUUAAAGCAAGCAGAGAAGUGCUACAAUGACUGUUCUCAGAUUGAUGCUUUCUUAAGAAGUGAUCAGAACCGCUUUGCGGGUAAACUCCUUUCUGCUUACAAAGAAGGUGAUGUAGAAGAAAUCAAACGUGUGGCUCAGUCAAGAUCUAUCACCAACCUUGACAGUGUGAUCAUAAAGCUUGCGAGGAAGUUGCCUACAGGUGACGUGGCUGCGUUUAAGACCAAUGCUGCUAUAGGUGAGGAAGAAGCCCUGGAUGAGAAUGACCUCAAAUAGAUAGAAUUUACCUUCGGAAUUGUCUCAUUGUAAUUACGUAGAGGCAUCUUGGAUUGGUUCUGCUUGGUCAUGUUAAAGGGAUAUUUCAUUUUGUAAAGAGUUGCCUGUUUUAUGAAUGGAGACGACUGUAGUCUUCACAACCGGUAGCCCAUUGGCCAUUGUUGAAAAUUUGUUCUUUCUCCUCUUACAUUGUUACAUCUAUCCCCCUUAAUAAUAGACAACAUCUAGAAGUCUCCAAAGGACCUUAUAGUAAAAGAUUUUCACAAAUAAAUAAAUCAACAGUAAUAGAGUC
Molecule: messenger RNA, 1264 nt
Organism: Gossypium raimondii (Peruvian cotton)
Lineage: Eukaryota; Viridiplantae; Streptophyta; Magnoliopsida; Malvales; Malvaceae
Product: gamma-soluble NSF attachment protein
Exons: 9
Coding region: 82-972 (296 amino acids)
Biological process (GO): intracellular protein transport
Cellular component (GO): vacuolar membrane; SNARE complex
Molecular function (GO): soluble NSF attachment protein activity; syntaxin binding
Source: RefSeq, a predicted model, not a curated record